AUGAGCGAGGAAGAAGAGACGUUGUUAGCCGACGAAGCCUUCUUGGAGCUCUUAAAUACAGCUGCCAACCCUUCAUCGAACGAUGCUUUGUCGAGCGAUGAGCUAGCGUCAGCUUUAGGUAUCAAUGGACCUCUGGACAGAAAAGGAGCUUUGGAUCUCCUGGAAAGAGAACUGCUUGCUCCAGUGAGCAAUCUUGGAGGAGACGAACUAUGGCGGUGGCAAGUACAACCUCAUGUAGAUCUUCCCAUACCUCCUUUAACAUUGGAACCUUUACAUCAGACUCACACUGUCACACCUGCAUUCAAAGGUAUAGAUGGUGAAUUCACGCAUUGGAGAGAAGGAUUAGCCCCUAAACCACCCGCUCAUCCUACACUCUCGUCAUCGACUACCAGAGCACCAGGAUCGUCACAAAACUUUGUCAGGGGGAAAGGAACGUAUGCACCUUUCCAACCUGGAGGUUUGGAAGAAGCUGCUAAGCCAGAAGAAACGGAAGAUGAACAUCAAGAAGAAGAAGAAGAAGGUUGGAAAACUAAAGCUCCGGGAAUGAGGAGAGGUUUGAAGUUGGAAGGAGCCGAUGAAUUCCUCGCCGAAAUGCUGGGUCAACAGUCAAUAGCAGCAAAAGCUAAGCGAAGACGACGAGAAGGGGAAUUUGAACCUCAAUUAACCGUAUCUAGAUUGGGUGACGAAGAAGCUGAGAUUGAAGAAAUAAGUGCGGAUAGCCAGGCUGGACCAAGUAAUAAGAAUGUGGACGACUUGCUACCGAUCGGUCGACUUCCUGCUCCUCCACCUCCGAGAAGACAGUUCAAAGCCGCUGUGCAUAAAGAAUGGGCUCAUGUGGUAGACGUCAAUCAGAAACUCGUCAACUUCGAUGAGCUGGUACCGGAAAUGGCUAGAGAGUAUCCUUUCGAGCUCGACAAUUUUCAAAAAGAAGCUGUAUAUCGACUUGAGAUGGGUGAUAGUGUCUUCGUUGCCGCUCAUACGUCUGCCGGUAAGACUGUAGUAGCGGAAUACGCUAUCGCAUUAGCUGCAAAACAUAUGACCAGAGCGAUAUACACAUCACCUAUUAAAGCUCUUUCCAAUCAAAAAUUUCGAGACUUCAAAACUACCUUUGAUCCUUCGACGGUCGGUAUAUUGACAGGAGAUGUCCAGAUUAAUGCAGAAGGAAGCUGUUUGAUUAUGACUACGGAAAUUUUGCGAAGCAUGUUGUACAAAGGAGCAGAUUUAAUCAGAGAUGUCGAAUUCGUUAUUUUCGACGAGGUCCAUUAUGUCAAUGAUGCUGAGCGAGGAGUUGUCUGGGAAGAAGUCAUCAUCAUGUUGCCAGAGCAUGUGAACAUCAUUCUGCUCUCAGCUACCGUACCAAAUACAAAGGAAUUCGCAGAUUGGGUUGGACGCACGAAGAAGAAGGACAUAUACGUAAUUUCGACACCUAUGCGGCCAGUACCUCUUGAACACUUCUUAUGGGCAGGACGAGACAUACACAAGAUUGUUGACUCAAAAUCACAUUUCUUGGGUGAUGGUUACAAGGCGGCUCAAGAAGCUACGCGUCGAAAACAAGAUAAAGAGCGUGAAGCAGCUGGCCUACCACCUGUUCAAAGGACAGGAGGAAGAGGGGGCGCUCCUAUCAAAGCCAAAGAUCUACCAACGGGGAAAAACGCUCCUUUCACUAAACCAGGAGCUGGACGUGGUCACUCAAACAGAGCAGGUGGGAAUGGAGCACCUGCGCCAGCUGCUGCUGGAAGAGGAGGAGCAGGCGGGAGAGGAGGAAGAGGGGGAGGUUUCGGUGGUAGGCCAAGUCAUCAACUGGAUCAGAACGUCUGGACUCACCUCAUCAACUAUCUGAAGAAGAACAAUCUGCUCCCUGUAGUCAGUUUUGUCUUCAGUAAGAAGCGAUGUGAAGAAUAUGCUCAAACACUCAGUAUGGAUUUAAAUUCAGCAAAGGAAAAAAGUGAGGUCCACACAACCUGGGAAAGAGCUUUGACUAGAUUGAAAGGAUCCGAUAAAACGUUACCACAGAUAUUGCGAAUGAGAGAUCUACUGAGUAGAGGUAUUGGUGUCCAUCAUGGUGGUCUGCUACCAUUAGUGAAAGAGGUCGUGGAAUUGCUGUUCUCUCGGGGAUUAGUCAAGGUACUCUUCGCUACCGAGACCUUUGCCAUGGGUGUCAACAUGCCUGCUAAAUGUGUUGUCUUCUCUGGUAUUCGGAAACAUGAUGGUCAAUCUUUCCGAAAUCUUCUUCCGGGAGAAUACACCCAAAUGGCUGGAAGAGCUGGACGAAGAGGUUUAGAUACGACCGGUACUGUCAUCCUCUUGAGUGGAGACGAACUGCCUUCUGUGACGGAAUUGAACGAAAUGAUGCUUGGUACACCCAAUCGAUUGUCCUCACAGUUCAGAUUGACAUACAAUAUGAUUUUGAACUUGUUGCGAGUAGAAGCGCUCAGAGUAGAAGAGAUGAUCAAGAGAAGUUUCUCGGAAAAUGCAACCCAAAAGAUGGCACCUGAGCAACAACGUCAAAUUGCGCAUGCCGAGAAGGAAUUAGCUCGAUUACCAAGCGUUAACUGUGAUAUCUGCAAAACCGACAUUGACGCAUUCUAUCAACUGUCUUCGGAAGUGGUUCGAGUAAACCAGUCAUUGUUCAAGCAAGCUUCUUAUGCUCAAAACGCAACUAAAAUAUUCGUACCUGGACGGGUGGUAAUAUUGCGAAAUGGACACCUUCCUGGAAAUCUAGCUGUUCUUCUUCGAAGCGCUACAAGUCUUACUAUCGAUGGCGUCAAGUCCGAUGCUAAGGCUUGGAGGAUGUUGGUACUUGUAACACCAGGUCAAAGAUCAAAGAAAGAAGAUGUGAAGGAAUCCGAUGUACCACCUCGAUGGCCACCCGUCUUACCGAAAGGCUCGUUCCCUAAUCCUCAAUGGGAAAUUGGAAUAUACGAUACCACAAGUUUCUCUUUUGUCACUAAAGAGCUUCUGAAGGUUGAUCACUCCGGUAUAGUGGACAAGAGCAGUAAAGAGCCAAGAGAUAAAGCUCUGCAUGAUCUCACAAUUCUGCACGAAGAUUUGUCGACACUUCCAGAAUUGCCUGAAGUGGAUUGGUCCAGAAUCAGAACGGUCGAGUUCCAGGAGGCGAUAAGACAGCGGGCUAUCUUGCAUGACAGGCUAGUGAAGCUAGGUUGUCAAUUGUGUGAAGAUUUCCAAGAGCACUACGCAAUACUGCAUGAGCGGAAAGUAGUCGAGUCUGGAUUGACUUCACUCAAACUUGCUUUAUCGGAUCAAAAUCUUGAAUUACUACCAGAUUACGAAUCAAGAGUUGAAGUCUUGAAAAAAUUGUCAUUCAUCGAUGAUAACUCUACUGUCCUUCUGAAAGGGAGAGUAGCUUGUGAAAUCAAUUCUGCACCUGAAUUGAUAUUGACUGAAUUGAUAUUGGAAAACAUUUUGGCGGAUUAUACACCUGAAGAAGUUGUUGCAUUGCUAUCAAUAUUUGUCUUUGUUGAAAAAACAGAUAGUCAACCUAUGAUUGAACCGAAGAUACAGCAAGGUUUAGAUGUCAUCUAUAGAAUAGCAGAUCAAGUUGAAAGGGAACAAGAUAAAUGUAGUGUUCAGUACGAUGAAUUUGAACAGAAGUACAAAGUUGGACUGGUAGAAGUUGUCUAUGAAUGGGCAAAAGGAAUGCCGUUCAACCAAAUCACCGAGCUCACAGAUGUACCUGAAGGAACGAUAGUCCGAGUCAUCACAAGAUUAGAUGAGACUUGUAGAGAAGUCAGAGAUGCAGCUCGAGUUAUCGGUGAUGCAGAUCUGUUCCAAAAGAUGGAAGCUGCUCAAGCUCUUAUCAAGAGGGAUAUCGUAUUCGCUGCUAGUUUGUAUCUAUAA
Molecule: messenger RNA, 3858 nt
Organism: Kwoniella shivajii
Lineage: Eukaryota; Fungi; Basidiomycota; Tremellomycetes; Tremellales; Cryptococcaceae
Exons: 21
Coding region: 1-3858 (1285 amino acids)
Biological process (GO): nuclear-transcribed mRNA catabolic process, 3'-5' exonucleolytic nonsense-mediated decay
Cellular component (GO): Ski complex
Molecular function (GO): ATP binding; RNA helicase activity; RNA binding
Source: RefSeq, a predicted model, not a curated record